Molecule: messenger RNA, 2024 nt
Organism: Pelobates fuscus (common spadefoot toad)
Lineage: Eukaryota; Metazoa; Chordata; Amphibia; Anura; Pelobatidae
Gene: PRPS2
Product: phosphoribosyl pyrophosphate synthetase 2
Exons: 7
Coding region: 265-1221 (318 amino acids)
Biological process (GO): purine nucleotide biosynthetic process; ribonucleoside monophosphate biosynthetic process; 5-phosphoribose 1-diphosphate biosynthetic process
Cellular component (GO): ribose phosphate diphosphokinase complex; cytoplasm
Molecular function (GO): ribose phosphate diphosphokinase activity; ATP binding; magnesium ion binding
Source: RefSeq, a predicted model, not a curated record
ACACGCCGCCAUCACUUCCUCUCCAGCCUUGUCCCCCCUCCCUCCUCUCUCCUGCUGCCGCUUCCAUCGCAGCCACAUGAUUUUAAGACCUGCACCCUGAAGCAGAGGGGAAGGAAGGAUUUUCCUAAAACCACUAAUACCCCGUGUAGUCCCCGGUCCUCCGGCCGAGGUGCUUCCUUCCUUUCUUCCCUUCUGCUCCCGGGCUAGCACAGUGCGCCCUCUCCUCCUCCCUUUAUCCACCUAGGACCCUGCCGAAACGUCGCCAUGCCUAACAUUGUGCUUUUCAGCGGCAGUUCCCACCAGGACCUCUCCCAGAAGGUGGCAGACCGGCUGGGACUGGAGCUGGGCAAGGUGGUCACCAAGAAAUUCAGCAACCAAGAGACCAGUGUAGAGAUUGGUGAAAGUGUAAGAGGUGAAGAUGUCUACAUCGUACAGAGUGGUUGCGGUGAAAUCAAUGACAACCUGAUGGAGCUGCUUAUAAUGAUUAAUGCUUGUAAGAUCGCUUCUUCAUCCCGGGUAACUGCAGUUAUUCCGUGUUUUCCAUAUGCUCGGCAAGACAAAAAAGAUAAGAGUCGAGCUCCAAUAUCUGCCAAAUUGGUUGCAAACAUGCUUUCAGUUGCUGGAGCUGACCACAUUAUUACCAUGGACCUUCAUGCUUCUCAGAUACAGGGGUUCUUUGACAUUCCCGUAGAUAAUUUGUAUGCUGAACCUGCAGUUCUACAGUGGGUCAGGGAAAAUAUUCCUGAAUGGAAAAACUCAAUUAUUGUGUCUCCUGAUGCUGGUGGAGCUAAAAGGGUUACAUCAAUUGCUGACAGACUUAAUGUUGAGUUUGCUCUGAUCCACAAGGAACGUAAAAAAGCCAAUGAAGUUGACAGAAUGGUUUUGGUUGGAGAUGUGAAGGAUCGUAUUGCAAUUCUGGUCGAUGAUAUGGCUGAUACAUGUGGCACCAUAUGCCAUGCUGCUGACAAGUUACUUUCUGCUGGAGCAACAAAAGUUUAUGCAAUUUUAACUCAUGGAAUUUUCUCUGGACCUGCCAUUUCUCGGAUCAAUAAUGCAGCAUUUGAGGCUGUAGUGGUAACUAAUACAAUUCCACAAGAAGACAAAAUGAAAGCUUGCUCAAAGAUUCAGGUAAUCGACAUUUCUAUGAUUUUGGCAGAGGCAAUUCGAAGGACGCAUAAUGGAGAAUCUGUGUCAUACCUGUUCAGCCAUGUCCCCUUAUAAAAUUCUUCCUUCCUUCCUGCAUGCAGCAGCCCUCAUUUGUUUCCUUUUUAAAGCAAAGUUAACCAAAAGCCGGAUAGUUAAUGCCUAUUUAGCAGUUUCAACAUUUUUACUCUCUCUCUUUUUGGAAGAAUUCAGUCUAGCAAGAAGUAAAGUAGUAUUCUGAACGCAUUCUUUGGAAGUGUUGAACACAGCUUGGAUUUCAAACUGGCCAUACAUUGUAUUUCUAUUUAAUAAAGGCUAUAUGGACAUUUUGGAUAAAGUUAUGCCCGUGUACUUGCACAAGAUGAUUUAUCGGUGAAUCAAUCUCACCGAGUAGGUCUGACAUUUUGAAUGUUACCUUUUCCAGCGAAAGGCUUGGGGUUGUAUGGGAAGGGUGGGACAUGAUAGUGGGAGAGAUUCAAAUUCAGAAUUUUUUUAUGCAGUUUAAAUCUUUAAUAAUGCUAGCAGAUGUAUUCUGUAUACUGUCAAUAGAUUAUGGGCUAGUUUACUUUGUUCAUUUAGGAUGUUGUACAUCAGCACGCUGACAUAGCACUAUAACAACGUUUCCAUUUGUAUUUUAUUUUUCAUUGUUUCUGUUAUGACAUGUUGUUGAACUGGAAAUGUUUUCAAUAUGGCAUUUUGUGCAUAACACCAGCUUUUUUCUGAUUCAUUUAUUACAAAUAUUAAUACUCCCCUCAAACUAUAAAUCUCAACUUUGUAUCCAAUUUGAAAUGGCAAUGGAGCAAUGUGUAGCAUACUCCAGUAGGUGUAAAAUAGCAAUGCAGCAUUUUUUUUGAACACCUUAAUAAACUGGAUUAAAAAUG